This is a messenger RNA of Plasmodium vinckei vinckei, 1395 nucleotides long. Its product is annotated as E3 ubiquitin-protein ligase RNF5, putative. The record is from RefSeq and is a predicted model, not a curated record. Gene Ontology annotation, cellular component: endoplasmic reticulum. Gene Ontology annotation, biological process: ubiquitin-dependent protein catabolic process. Gene Ontology annotation, molecular function: ubiquitin protein ligase activity; ubiquitin-like protein conjugating enzyme binding; metal ion binding. The coding region runs from base 1 to 1395 and encodes 464 amino acids. The transcript has a single exon. Lineage: Eukaryota; Apicomplexa; Aconoidasida; Haemosporida; Plasmodiidae.
AUGAAUGAAACUAGUAAAGAAUAUGAUUCUAUCUAUGAUUGCAUAUAUGAUUAUGAUGAAUUAAUAAAUACUGUUAACAAUGAUAGCUUAGUAAAUUCUAAUACUCAAAAUAAAUCACCAUAUCCAUGCAUAAAUCAAAAUAAAGACCCAAGUAAUGAUCAAACAAAAAUAUCCCCAAAAAAUGAAAAACAAGGCGAACCGAAUUUAAUUACAGAUUAUACAUUAUCAAACACUUUAAACGACAUUGAUACACAUAAAAAUAAUCAAAAAGUUGAAAAUAUUAAAAAGGGAGAAUUGGGGGCUCUUUGCAAAGAUGAAACACCAACAGACAAAGGUUCUUUAUUAAUCUCAAAAAAUAGCAUAAAUUGUAAUACCCGUAAUAGUGAUACUAAUAAAAUUUUAGAAAACGAUCACAAUAGUAAAUCAAGCGAAUUAAAUAAGAACAUUACUAACUCGAAUGAAAAAAAUUCAAUAAAUAAUUCUGUGCAUAUAAAUGAUGACUCAAAUAUUAUAAAAAAUAUUCACGAUGAAAUAGAUAAUAUAUAUGAAAAAGAAAUUAAUAACAAUAUAAAAAUCAUUGAAGAAACCAAAGAUGCUAAACCAAAUCUUUUAUUUCAAAGCUCAAAGGAAAUUGUAUCGUCACCCCAUGAGCUUGGUUUUAUAAUUUUAGAGAAUCCAUGUGAACAAAUAAAAAAAAACGAAGGAUCAUUAAGUAAAGAAUAUAAAAGUGAGUGCUAUCGAAAGAAAAAAAAUGAAAAUGGAUAUGAGCAAGAACAAAUUGAUAAAAACAACAUAAAUAGUAAUAAACAAAAUGAAUACAAUACAACUGAUAAUAAAAAUGGCUCAUAUCAAAAUAAUGAGAAAAAAGAAACGCCGAGUAAUAAUACCUCACAACAAAAUGAUUGCAAUAGAAGUACAUUUGAAUGCAAUAUAUGUUUUGAUGAUGUAAGAGAUCCUGUUGUUACUAGAUGUGGCCAUUUAUUUUGUUGGUUUUGUCUUUCUGCGUGGAUUAAAAAAAAUAAUGAUUGCCCCAUAUGCAAAGCAGAAGUAACCAAAGAAAAUGUAAUACCUUUGUACGGUAGAGGGCAAAGUAGUAGUGAUCAUAAAUAUUCAACUACUGAAGAACCUAGACCUACACCUAAAAGAAAAGAAAAUGUUCGAAGAAAUAACGACUAUUCUAAUAAUUUAGGAUUAAGAGCUUCUUUUGGUGUAUGGGCCAAUCCGUUUUCUUUUGGAAUGUCAUAUACAAACAUGUCUGACCAAUCCCAUUUUUAUAACAAUAGAAAUGAUAAUUUAAGGCCCCAAAUGGAUGCAUUUCAUGUUGAAGCUGCUUCAUCGUGUUUCUUUUUUUUAGGAUUUUUUUUGUCUUUAUACAUUUUGUUUUAUUCGUCUUAG